AACUGGUCUCCAAACCACAGAAAACAUAACUCAGAAAAAUCUUUAAAGAAAGAAAAUUAAUGUCAUGACCCAUCCAACCCCCCAUUGUCUAUACCGAGUCCGGGUCACGGGGUCAGCUGGAGCUCUUCCCAGCUGUGCUAAUUUCAUAACAGCUGUUUGAUAACUGGUAUGUCACAGUUGCCCUCCCAGAUGGUGUGUUUCCUUCCCGUCUUUGUUUAGGUUUCCCAUAUGAAUCUAAUAAACAGGGAUCACUGACUGAAGAUGGAUGAUGGACUCUGCAGACGGGACGGCUGGAAGUACAGCAACUUGUCUUCUGGCACCAGGAAGGUUACUGGUCUCAUCGGGCACAACGUCACUUUGUCCUGCUUCUAUGAGAUCAAAGCUCUCGGGGUCCUUAGUUUCUGCUGGGGACGAGACGAGGUGCCCAAUUCCAAAUGCUCCAAAACCAUCCUCUCCUCCGCGGACGGGGCAGUGUUUUCCAGGCAGUCCCCCAGGUACCAGCUGCUGGGCCCGGAGGCAGAGGGAGAUGUUUCCCUGACCAUCCUGGAUGCUCAGAGGAGUGACGCUGGCGUGUACGGCUGCAGGGUUGAGAUUCCUGGGUGGUUUAAUGAUCAGAAGGUCAACAUACGUCUGAUUAUGGAGGAAGCUCCAGUUGAGCAGCCGGCAACAACAACCUCUACGCAGUUUCCUACUGCAAAAAACGAAAUACUGGAAUCCACACCUAAAAGUACAAAAAUUGAAAAAUUUCAGAGUGAACCAAAUCAGGUUUAUCAGGAAUAUUUUCAUGAAGUGGGUGCUGCCAAGGCCUCAAAGGUCAGUUUUACGGUGGAUGCCUUCCUUAGGAUGUGGAACAUCUGCAGGAUGGCAGUAGUUUUCUUACUCACCAUUACUGUAAUCGUGGCCUUCCUUAUCACUAGGAGUGUCCUAUCCAGGAGGACUCUUCAUGUCAACACCCACACCGUCGAGAAUAUUUACGAAAGCGUCUCGUUUGCUAAGUGAUGCGCAGCAUGAUGCCAACAGAGGGGUUCACAGAUGUCUAUAGGGAACUUUUGAUGCCUGCUCACUUCCGAAUCUCUUCAUUUUCUUUUUUUUUUCAUGAAAUAUUUGAAAUCGUAUCAAUAAUGGAACAAAGAUGAACUAUUUUUACACUAAAGCAGCUUAUAAUUUCACACCGUUCUCAGAUGAGACUGAGAAGUACCGACUGCCAAAUGACUAAUUUGCUCUGAGUUUAUCUCUGUCUGCUUGUCACCAGGAGCUCAGAGCUGGUUCAUACUUGGGUUCAUGGGUACACAGUGCCACCUACUGGAACUAUUGAUCAUUGACCGAACGUAAUCAAUGAGAUACUGUAUGUAACUGUAUGCAACUCCACCCUUCUGAAAAGCUGAGACCAGUAAAUACUAAGCUUCAAAGACACAUUUUGCACAAAUUUAGAGAUCUUUGAAUUAAUCUAUCAUCAGCUUAUUUCACUAUUUAAGAAAAUCAAAAAUCGACAUUAUUCUGAGAUGAUUGACCUUUCCUUUCCCACUACUUUUAGGAUUUGUUCAUCAGCAACUGUGUAACUGUGACAUAGUUUCUGUGUUCUGUGUAUAUUUUUCUAAUGAUUAAUAUAGCAAAGAAAGCAACUUUAAAAAAGGCUAGCGAUGUCACCCCAGAGUCACUGAAUGAAAUGUACAAAUGUAAAUCUGUAUGUUGAAGUUUUAUAACUGAUGGGAGAAAAUCAUUGAUUUUCUAUUAUUAUUUUUAUUGUUAUCAUUUAUUACUUUUUACUCUAAAUCUGCCAUUUUGUAAGUUUGUGCUCAUUACAUAUCACUGUAUAUGAACGAUUAAAUAAAUGUCCCAAAAGCUCACAAUAAACUCUUGUCAAUCUUGAAAACCUGGAAGAGCUUUAAUUUUGUUCCGGUAAAUCUUCUGCAAGCAGAAACGAUGUUCUGUAUUGAUUUCGUUGGAGUAACCACACAUUUGUGGGACUGAAGAGGAAGUUCUGCACUGGAAUACUCAAACUCAGUUGGAAAAUUUUGAUUUGGAGCAGAAGAUACUUCAAUAGUGUAUUAUGUUUGGUUUGUUGAGGCAGGUUAGAAAAUCUAACAAGUUUUCACUUCAGUUUAUUUUCAAGAAUCGGUUUCAGAUGGAGAUCAGGACUGAACGACGGGGAGAAAUGAAACCUAACUUUUGAACAUGUUCCAGUUAAGAGGAAAACCUCCUACAAUCCACCAGAAGCAAGAGAUCGGACCCUCAAUGUUGACAAUUGCUUUCACUUCUAGAGAAUUUAAA
Molecule: messenger RNA, 2271 nt
Organism: Cololabis saira (Pacific saury)
Lineage: Eukaryota; Metazoa; Chordata; Actinopteri; Beloniformes; Belonidae
Product: hepatitis A virus cellular receptor 1 homolog
Exons: 9
Coding region: 262-999 (245 amino acids)
Source: RefSeq, a predicted model, not a curated record